Molecule: messenger RNA, 1974 nt
Organism: Diaporthe amygdali
Lineage: Eukaryota; Fungi; Ascomycota; Sordariomycetes; Diaporthales; Diaporthaceae
Exons: 2
Coding region: 1-1974 (657 amino acids)
Biological process (GO): transmembrane transport
Molecular function (GO): transmembrane transporter activity
Source: RefSeq, a predicted model, not a curated record
AUGGCACAACAAACAACCCCAGCUCACUCACAACAGAGCGAGCUAGCACCACCGGGCCAAUUUGAUAUCAUGGACGAAUCCAUGAACGAGAAGGGAGAAUUCGGGAGCGAGGCAGACUUCGACACAUUUCUGAAUCAAGAACAUGCGAGGAGAGCCGUCUCACCUGGGGUUGCGUCAUCAUCCUCGUCUGUCACAAUCUUCGACCCAACAAGUAGUCCGAACCGUGAGAGGUAUUUCGACUCGGAAGAUGAUCUUGCAAAGGACAGUGCCCCGUUCCUGUCUCGAGAUCUCGAGAAAGAUGAGUGCAAGAAGGCUAAGCCGGAGCACGUCACCUGGAUGUCUCUGCCUCACAAGGGCCAGCUGCUCAUCUUGUUCAUGUGCCGGUUUGUGGACUUCUUGCAGGUGGCGAGUCUGCAGGCCUAUGUUUUCUAUCAGCUGAAGCACUUGGCCGAGCAACGGACAAUUCAGACUGGCGGCGCAGAAGCAAUCCUCUCCGACUCUCAAAUAUCAGCACAAGCCGGUCUCCUCACCGGAUGCUUCACCGGCGCUCAAGUCCUGACCGCCAUCGCCUGGGGCAAGGCUGCCGACUCAUCGAGAUGGUGGGGAGGUCGCAAGAUGGUUCUUCUGAUCGGUACCCUGGGGACGGCCAUCGGCUGCUUCGGAUACGGAUUUUCGCAGAGCUUCGCUGCUGCCAUGGCGUGGCGUAUCUUCUCGGGCUCCGUCAACGGCCUGGUCGGCAUCAUCCGCACCAUGAUUUCCGAGAUCACCGUCGAGAGGAAGUACCAAUCCCGGGCGUUCCUCAUCCUGCCCAUGAGCUUCAACGUCGCCGGCAUCCUCGGCCCCAUCAUCGGCGGCUGGCUGGCUGCUCCCGCCAUGACCCUCCCCGGUUGGUUCGGCCCCGGCGCCCCUUUCCACUCGUCCAUGAUCGAGGCAUACCCUUUCGCCCUGCCGUCGAUCAUGAACGCUGUCUUCCUCUUUGUCACAUUCCUCGCUGUCUUCUUCGGCCUGGAGGAGACGUCCAAGAGCAAGAAGAACUCUUUCGACCCAGGCCUGUACGCCGUCGCCCGCGCAAAGGCCUUUGUGCUGCGCCGGCCCCUCGACUACGUCUACCACUCGCGCACCGGCUACUCUGAGCUUCGCCUCGACGAGAAGUCCGAGAACCCGCAGCCCGCCGUGGUCGCCCCCAAGAAGCGCAAGACACUGCCCUUCAGUCGCCUGUGGACCAAGAACGUCAUCUGCACGUUAUUAUCGCAGGCCUUCUACGACUUCCACCUCGGCGCCUUCACCAACAUCUGGUCGCUGUUCCUGUCGUCUCCCCGCCCUGGCUUCGCGCCCGCCCGCGUCGACUCUGCCAUGCCAACCGCCUCGGAGAUCGAGUCUCGCGGGCUCGGCAAGCGCAACCUGCUGUGGUUCGCUGGUGGGCUAGGCAUGCCGGCGUCGACGGUCGGCAACGCAACGUCGAUCCUCGGGGUCCUGGGCAUGCUGCUGCAGGUGGUCAUGUACCCACCGGUGCACGCACGCCUGGGCACGCUGCGGUCGUUCCGCUACUUCCUCAUCAUCUUCCCCGUCGCGUAUCUGCUGGCGCCGUUCCUGGCCGUCAUGCCGCAGUCCACCGCCGAGGACGGCACCACCACGACGUCCACCGUCCUGUGGUUCGGCAUCGUGUUCAUCCUCUUCCUGCACACCUCGGCCCGCACCAUGACCCUGCCCGCCAGCAUCAUCCUGCUCAACAACUGCAGCCCUCACCCAUCCGUGUUGGGCACCAUCCACGGCAUCGGCCAGUCCGUCUCGGCGGGCUUCCGCACCGUGGGACCCAUCGUCGGCGGCUACUGGUACGGCGUCGGGCUGGACUGGGGCAUGGUCGCCUUCAGCUGGUGGGCCGUCGGUGCUGUUGCUGUUGGGGGCUGGAUCUCGAGCCUGAUGCUGUACGAGGGCAGCGGCAAGGAGAUCGAGCUAGAAGACGAUGAGGAGUGA